Molecule: messenger RNA, 1082 nt
Organism: Cetraspora pellucida
Lineage: Eukaryota; Fungi; Glomeromycota; Glomeromycetes; Diversisporales; Gigasporaceae
Source: the annotation of a GenBank genome assembly
AUGUGCAAGAAGAAAUCAAAAGGUUUAAAGAAACCAAUGGAAUAGUUCCCAAAAAUAGAAAAGAGAAACAAAAAGAAAUCCAAACAACUACAUCAGACACUCCUAGAAUGGGAAGAUUUGUAAAAGAAAAUCUUACACAAUUAGAAAGAGUAUUACAAGAAGAAAAGAAAAACAAUAGCAAAGAAAUUGAAAAAGGCUUAAAGCAAUUGAGAUAUAGACUUCAAACCAUUAAAGAUAAUUACAAAUAUGUAUCAAACUUACCAGAUGAAGAAUUAGAAAGUCAUCUAGGAACAGUAGAAAAAACUGCAAAAAUAAAUAUUAAUGAUAAAGAAGAGGAUAGAAAGAAAGCCUUAUACAAUUCAGGAGAUCAACAAGUGUGGAAAAAUAAAGAUGUGAUUAAACAAAUAGAAGAAGAAUAUCAAUUUAAUAAAUAUACAUUAUUAAAUAUGAUAAAAGAGGAGUUCAAUCAAAUGCCACAAUGGGAACAACAAAUAACAAUGAGAAACUUCUUGAUAGGAUCAGAAUUCUUAAGUGAAAAAGUAAGAAAACAAUUUCAGGACAAGUACAAAGAACUACUAGCAUCAUCAUUAGAAAAUCAAGGAAAAAUGCAUGAUGAUGAUGAAGUAGAAAAAAGAUUUGUGAAAGAUCAAAAAAUAAUAAGAGGAAAACCACAACCUGAACCGUUUCUACCAGAAGGUGUUACUCAUAAUAGGUAUAUACCAAAAGAAAAUAUCUAUAGAGAAAGACUUGCAUCUCCAACUUCUAGUGAAGAAGACUUUAAUCUCAAAAGUAGAAACUUAGGAGAAUGGCUAAGGAGUCAAGCAAAAGAACCACCUAGACCAAGCUCUUCAAUAAAAGACUUUGUAAAUAAAAAUAUUGUAGAUCCAAUAUUCAGAAGAACAAAUGGGAGAAACAGUAGUACAUCAAGUCUACCAAAAAUACCUUCAAGUUUAAAGAAUGAAAUAAAUUUAAACAAUGAUGAAGAAGAAUUUAAACUUCAGAAACCACCUGUAAGAUAUAAAAGGACAAGAACAGUUGUAUCAACUGAUACGAAUUUAUCAUCCACAAAUGGAGAUAAAUAG